Messenger RNA from Lodderomyces theae, 651 nucleotides. Its product is annotated as ERG2 family protein. Gene Ontology annotation, cellular component: endoplasmic reticulum. Bases 1 to 651 code for a protein of 216 amino acids. NCBI's taxonomy places the organism in Eukaryota, Fungi, Ascomycota, Pichiomycetes, Serinales, Debaryomycetaceae. Gene Ontology annotation, biological process: ergosterol biosynthetic process. The record is from RefSeq and is a predicted model, not a curated record. The transcript has a single exon.
AUGAAGAUACUUUUCCUUUUGACCAUUCCCAUAGCUAUAUAUUCAAUUUCCUGCUCAUUGUACUAUACAUGGUUACCAACAAACUUUCGUUUUGAUAAGAAUGUUCUUCAUCAAUUAGCACAAGACUCAAUCAAGCAACAUCCAAACAAUAUUACUGAAUUGAUGAUUGAUUUGGGUGGGAAAAUCAACCACGAGUACCCCGGUCUUGUCAAUGAGUUGAAUUUUAAUGAUUGGGUAUACAACAAUGCAGGUGGGGCUAUGGGGUCCAUGUUUAUUCUUCAUGCUUCAAUAACCGAAUACUUGAUCUUUUUCGGCACAGCAAUUGGAACAGAAGGUCAUACUGGAGUUCAUUUUUCGGAAGACUAUUUCAUGAUUCUUCAAGGUGAAGAGAGAGCAGCAUUACCAGGAAGAUUGGAGCCCGAGGUGUACAAGCCUGGUGACUGUCACCAUUUGGUUAGAGGUCAGGUCAAGCAAUACGCCAUGCCCGGUGAGUCUUGGGCUUUGGAGUAUGCACAAGGAUGGAUUCCAUCAAUGUUGUUCUUUGGAUUUUUGGACACAUUCACUUCAACUUUGGAUUUCCAUACCCUUUAUUUGACUUGCUACUUCACUGCACGAGAUAUGUUGAAGAAUUUAGUUAGAGGUAAAUUUUAA